Centrocercus urophasianus (Greater sage-grouse) is the source of this 4361-nucleotide messenger RNA. It is a transcript of the gene KIF5C, whose product is annotated as kinesin family member 5C. Gene Ontology annotation, molecular function: ATP binding; microtubule binding; microtubule motor activity. The record is from RefSeq and is a predicted model, not a curated record. Lineage: Eukaryota; Metazoa; Chordata; Aves; Galliformes; Phasianidae. The transcript is spliced from 26 exons. Gene Ontology annotation, biological process: microtubule-based movement. Bases 1 to 2874 code for a protein of 957 amino acids.
AUGGCGGAUCCCGCCGAGUGCAGCAUCAAAGUGAUGUGCCGCUUCCGGCCCCUCAACGAGGCGGAGAUCCUCCGCGGCGAUAAAUUCAUCCCUAAAUUCAAAGGCGAGGAGACGGUGGUCAUCGGGCAAGGGAAGCCCUAUGUCUUUGACAGAGUGUUACCUCCCAACACAACCCAGGAGCAAGUUUAUAAUGCCUGUGCCAAGCAGAUUGUUAAAGAUGUUCUUGAAGGCUACAACGGCACAAUCUUCGCUUAUGGGCAGACAUCAUCAGGAAAGACACACACCAUGGAGGGGAAGCUGCAUGACCCUCAGCUAAUGGGAAUCAUUCCGAGAAUUGCACAUGACAUCUUUGAUCACAUCUAUUCCAUGGAUGAGAACCUGGAGUUUCAUAUAAAGGUUUCCUACUUUGAGAUCUAUUUGGACAAAAUAAGGGACCUACUUGAUGUGUCAAAGACAAACCUUGCUGUACAUGAAGAUAAGAACAGAGUUCCAUACGUGAAGGGUUGUACAGAAAGAUUUGUAUCUAGUCCUGAGGAGGUGUUGGAUGUCAUUGAUGAAGGGAAAGCUAACCGCCACGUGGCUGUUACAAAUAUGAAUGAACACAGCUCUAGAAGUCACAGUAUCUUCCUUAUUAAUAUUAAACAAGAAAAUGUGGAAACGGAGAAGAAACUUAGUGGAAAACUGUACCUGGUAGACUUGGCUGGAAGUGAGAAGGUCAGCAAAACUGGAGCGGAGGGUGCUGUUCUUGAUGAAGCUAAAAAUAUCAAUAAGUCUUUGUCUGCUUUAGGCAACGUGAUAUCUGCCUUGGCAGAAGGAACUAAAACUCAUGUUCCAUACCGUGACAGCAAAAUGACCCGGAUACUUCAGGAUUCCCUCGGUGGAAACUGCAGAACCACCAUUGUUAUAUGCUGUUCUCCUUCUAUUUUCAAUGAAGCAGAAACAAAGUCGACCCUGAUGUUUGGACAGCGAGCUAAGACCAUUAAGAACACAGUCUCUGUGAAUCUGGAACUGACUGCAGAGGAGUGGAAGAAAAAGUACGAGAAGGAAAAAGACAAAAACAAGAGUCUAAAGAAUGUUAUCCAGCAUCUGGAGCUGGAACUGAACAGGUGGAGAAAUGGAGAAGCUGUGCCUGAAGACGAACAGAUCAGUGCCAAAGACCAGAAGAACCUGGAGCCAUGUGAUAACACACCAAUCAUUGACAACAUCACACCUGUGGUUGCCAGCAUCUCAACAGAGGAAAAGCAGAAGUAUGAUGAGGAGAUUGCCAGUCUCUACAGGCAGCUGGAUGAUAAGGAUGAUGAAAUCAAUCAGCAGAGCCAGUUGGCUGAAAAGCUAAAACAGCAAAUGUUGGAUCAAGAGGAGCUUUUGGCCUCCACUAGGAGAGAUUAUGAGAAGAUUCAAGAGGAACUCACCCGUCUUCAGAUUGAGAAUGAAGCUGCAAAAGACGAAGUGAAAGAAGUCCUUCAAGCCCUGGAAGAACUAGCUGUCAAUUACGACCAGAAAUCCCAAGAAGUGGAGGACAAAACAAGAGCCAACGAGCAGCUGGCUGAUGAACUGGCACAGAAGAGUACGGUUCUGUCAGCAACCCAGAGGGAGCUGGGCCAGCUGCAGGAGCUCAGUAACCAUCAGAAGAAGAGAGCCACAGAAAUCUUAAACUUGCUGCUUAAAGACCUGGGAGAGAUCGGAGGGAUCAUUGGCACUAAUGAUGUUAAAACAUUAGCAGAUGUGAACGGGGUGAUUGAAGAGGAGUUCACCAUGGCACGGCUUUACAUCAGCAAGAUGAAGUCUGAGGUGAAAUCUCUGGUGAACCGCAGCAAGCAGCUGGAGAGUGCCCAGAUAGAUUCCAACAGGAAAAUGAAUGCCAGCGAGAGGGAGCUUGCAGCUUGCCAGCUCCUCAUUUCACAGCAUGAAGCAAAGAUCAAGUCCCUGACAGACUACAUGCAAAACAUGGAGCAGAAGAGAAGGCAGCUGGAAGAGUCCCAGGAUUCUCUCAAUGAGGAGCUUGCCAAGUUACGUGCUCAAGAAAAAAUGCAUGAAGUCAGUUUCAAAGAUAAGGAGAAGGAGCACCUGACCCGGCUUCAGGAUGCAGAAGAAAUGAAGAAGGCACUGGAGCAGCAGAUGGAGAGUCACAGGGAAGCCCAUCAGAAGCAGCUGUCCAGGCUGAGAGAUGAAAUUGAAGAGAAGCAGAAAACAAUCGAUGAAAUCAGAGAUAUGAAUCAGAAGCUCCAACUGGAACAAGAGAAGCUGAGUGCUGAUUAUGAUAAAUUGAAAAUUGAGGACCAGGAGAGAGAAAUGAAACUGGAAAAGCUCAUAUUGCUUAAUGAUAAAAGGGAACAAGCAAGAGAAGAUCUUAAGGGGCUGGAGGAAACAGUGGCAAGAGAACUUCAGACUCUUCAUAACCUACGCAAACUGUUUGUACAAGAUCUCACCACUCGUGUUAAAAAAAGCGUUGAGCUUGACAGUGACGAUGGAGGCGGAAGUGCUGCGCAGAAGCAGAAAAUUUCCUUUCUUGAGAACAACCUGGAACAGCUUACUAAGGUUCACAAACAGUUGGUACGUGAUAAUGCAGAUCUUCGUUGUGAGCUUCCUAAGCUGGAAAAACGACUUAGAGCUACGGCAGAGAGAGUUAAGGCCCUGGAGAGCGCACUGAAGGAGGCCAAGGAGAACGCCAUGCGAGACCGCAAGAGGUACCAGCAGGAGGUGGAUCGCAUUAAGGAGGCUGUAAGAGCCAAAAACAUGGCACGGAGAGCACACUCUGCUCAAAUCGCCAAGCCCAUCCGCCCUGGUCAUUACCCAGCGUCGUCUCCAACAGCUGUCCAUGCCAUCCGAGGGGGAGGGAUGUCCAACUCCAGCUACUAUCACAGCACCAAAUAGAUGAGAAGUCAGUCCCACUUAGCAUGUUACAGACUAUCAUUAAGUCACUACUUUCUUUUAUCCCCCUCUUCAACCUGAUGCACAUUCUAUUCAUCCUGCGCUUCCUACCGCCAUCUGCGACGCACUGGCCAUAGGUAUUUUGAGCUUCGUAGGAUCUCCACGUGUACAGAAGUCUUCAGCUCAACUCCUCUCCAGAUACUUGUACAAUGUAUUUAACGUAACCAUCUCAGUACCCAUAGCAAGUCUGCCACCCAGAAUGGCACCGACGGCGUGUGACCCCCUGGCACUGCUUAGGUUGGGGCUUCUCUGCUCAGCCCGAUGCUGUUGGAAGACCUCUGUCACAUCAGUAAAUCCCACCUUCCGGCAUCCAAGAAUUAAUUAUUCGGUGACCAAGUGCCAUCAAAGGCAGGUGAUUGUGCUCUGUCAUGACUGAUUUACUGUAUAAUAUACAUAUUAUUUUAUAUUUUUAAGGGAUGAAAAUGUGCUGCUACAUGGUUUAAUUUUACUGCUUACAUUUUUGGAAGGAAAUUUUCCCCAAAGAACCAUUUGUAAAAUCCUGAUAAAAUCUUUGGACUGUAUAAAAUGACCUUUCUUGCAGUACCUGCUAAAGAUCAAAUGGGAUGCAGAGAAAUCUGUUAGUAUAAAUCUAGGUUUUUGGAGUUUGGUAGUUACAUGACUGUAUGUGUGACUUAUCUUCAAGUUACAAUCUGGUCUGCUUGUAGUUCUCCCUACGGUGGUGGGUUUUCCUGGAGUGUGUUGGCUGGCCGUGUGUUGCUAAGCACUGUUCUAAGGACACUUUGAAAGCUUUCAGAGUGCCGCAGAAGUCCUGUCUUGGGAAAGCCUGAUCUGCUCACACCAGAAUUCACACACGGGAGGGAACAGCCCCCAGCAGGAACAGGCACUCCCUUCCAAAAACAAAAAGCCCCAGGUAUAGCCCUCGUUAAGGUAUAGAUGGUCCAAGAGGAGGUGCAGGUCACAAAGCUGUCCCUUGCAGACCAAACUGGGAAACACGCCUGUUAGGAGGUGAAGAGCAUGCUGCAAAUGCACUUGCUGCUUGUGUAACAACAUGCAAGCCAUCCUGCUGUGCUCAGAGCCUUUCUCACCUCCCUGGUGCCAGGCAGAACGUGUCCAGCUUCUCAGCAAGGGGGCACUGGAAUCCUUCUGGGAGAGCACAGCUGCAGGUAGAAGCUGCUCCUGCUGCUGUGUCACAUUAGCCGUGUCACCCAGCAGCGUGGCUCCCAGGGAGGGUACAGCUACAUCUUCUGCUGCAGGUGUUUGCUCUUAGGUUGAGAGAGAGAGAGACAGAUUUUUUCUUUAAUUUCUGAAUGUGUUCACAUUGACACGAAACUAGUUAGGUAAUGGAGAGCCUUUUGAAAUACUGCAAAUUUACUUUAGUAUUUUUUUUGUCUACUGACAUUACUCAGUUUCUUGCAAUGUAAGUUGGACUUGAUUUAACUUUUUUUUUUUUUUUGAUGUUGCACUAUAUU